AACCCCACUUCUCUCGCCUGCUACCUUCUUUGAGUCCUUAUUAGCUCGCUUCUCCCAAUCACUGCCAUGGCAAGGCCUCUUCCAAGCCUCGCCCUUCAAAAUAUUUCAUUCUUAACUUUACCUGCAGCCACCUUCUUCUUCCUAAUCAUCGCCAUCUUCUCUAUCAUUUCAUUAGUAUCUUUUCUUUGCGCUUCUCACAGAAUCACAAAGCCACACAAGCUAAAGGAAGAAGGAAAGGGUACAGCCAAGAGUAAGCUUGUUCGGAGUCUAAACAGCAAUAUCAGUAGCAAAGCUCUUUUGAUGGUGAAGAUGGUAUCUUGGAGAAAGGUGCAGGUGGAAGGAGAAGAGGGAGAAGAAGGAGAUUAUAAUAGUGAUGGUGAUGAUGACGAAGCAGUUUGGAAGAGGACGAUUAUGAUGGGUGAACGAUGUCGGCCACUGGAUUUUUCCGGGAAAAUUGCUUAUGAUUCUCAAGGAAAUCUUCUGCCCAAUUCGCCAAAUAAGAAGCACUAUAGUGCCCUUGUUUCUUUGGAAAGCUCCUGAGCUUUCUCGAUUUGGCUAGCUUCUUUUUUAAUAAUUAACGAGAGUUCGGCUACUAAUCAAGUUUGGGCAAUCGACUCCUGAGAAGUUUUGGGUGUUUCUUCUUAUUUUUCAAUGUCUUGAAGGAAGUGUUGUGGGGAGUUGAAUUUUGUGAAUAACUUGUAUAAAUUUAAAAAUAAAAAAAAUAAAAUUAGGUUUAUCUUA
Vitis riparia (riverbank grape) is the source of this 741-nucleotide messenger RNA. RefSeq lists its product as uncharacterized. Bases 67 to 540 code for a protein of 157 amino acids. The transcript has a single exon. The record is from RefSeq and is a predicted model, not a curated record. Lineage: Eukaryota; Viridiplantae; Streptophyta; Magnoliopsida; Vitales; Vitaceae.